AUGAGCUCAAACGAUACUUUCUAUCUACGAUACUACUCCGGCCACCAAGGGAGGUUCGGUCACGAGUUUCUGGAGUUUGACUUCCGUGUUCUUGGAGACGGACGGAGUGCAUCGGCUCGAUAUGCCAACAACUCGAAUUACCGCAAUGAUUCGUUGAUUCGGAAAGAGAUGUGUGUGAGCCAUGCUCUAAUCGCAGAGAUCAAGCGAAUUGUGAAGGAGUCUGAGAUUAUGAAAGAAGAUGACACGAAGUGGCCCCAGAAGAAUAAGGAUGGCCGGCAAGAGCUGGAGAUUCGUAUGGGCAAUGAGCACAUAUCUUUUGAGACUGCAAAGAUUGGCUCAUUACAAGACGUUCAAGAUUCCGCGGAUCCCGAGGGUUUGCGCGUCUUCUACUACCUCGUCCAAGACCUCAAAGCUCUCGUUUUCUCACUCAUCUCCUUGCACUUCAAGAUUAAGCCUAUCUGA
Messenger RNA from Westerdykella ornata, 462 nucleotides. Its product is annotated as Mago nashi protein. Bases 1 to 462 code for a protein of 153 amino acids. Gene Ontology annotation, biological process: RNA splicing. The transcript has 7 exons. The record is from RefSeq and is a predicted model, not a curated record. Lineage: Eukaryota; Fungi; Ascomycota; Dothideomycetes; Pleosporales; Sporormiaceae. Gene Ontology annotation, cellular component: nucleus; exon-exon junction complex.